Pelecanus crispus (Dalmatian pelican) is the source of this 1965-nucleotide messenger RNA. RefSeq names its product cytochrome b-245 beta chain (gene CYBB). The record is from RefSeq and is a predicted model, not a curated record. Gene Ontology annotation, cellular component: plasma membrane; NADPH oxidase complex. Gene Ontology annotation, biological process: superoxide anion generation; defense response. Gene Ontology annotation, molecular function: superoxide-generating NAD(P)H oxidase activity. Lineage: Eukaryota; Metazoa; Chordata; Aves; Pelecaniformes; Pelecanidae.
GUUGUGCACGCUCGUCUCAGGCAAUCAUGGGUAACUGGGUGGAGAAUGAAGGACUGUCCAUCUUUGUCGUUCUUGUGUGGCUGGGGUUAAAUGUCUUCCUCUUUUGGUGGUACUAUCUUGCAUAUGAUGUCCCACCAAAAUUCUUCUACACCAGAGUACUCCUUGGCCGUGCUUUGGCCCUGGCAAGGGCCCCUGCAGCUUGUCUGAAUUUCAACUGCAUGCUGAUUCUGCUACCAGUAUGUCGAAACUUGCUCUCCUUCCUCAGAGGAUCAAGUGCGUGCUGCUCUACCCGUGUCAGACGACAGCUGGACAGGAACCUCACCUUUCACAAAAUGGUGGCAUGGAUGAUCGCCCUUCAUACUGCAAUUCACACCAUUGCACAUUUAUUCAACGUAGAGUGGAGUGUGCAAGCCCGUGUUGAAGAGAAAGGAACCCUGGCAGCUGUGCUUUCUAGCCUUGGUGAUAACCCAAAUGAAAGCUAUAUCAACUUUUUUAGAAAAACUAUUGGGAAUCCUGUGGGGGGCCUAUAUGUGGCUUUCACGUACUUGGCUGGUCUCACUGGUGUUAUCAUCACGCUGGCCCUCAUACUAAUCAUCACGUCAUCCACCAAAACCAUCCGAAGGUCGUAUUUCGAAGUAUUUUGGUACACCCACCAUCUCUUUGUCAUCUUCUUUAUUGGCCUUGUCAUCCAUGGUGCUGGGCGUAUUGUACGGGGGCAGACAGCUGAGAGUCUGAAUGAACAUAAUCCAGAGGUUUGCUACAAGAACUUCACUCACUGGGGAAAGAAGGGGGCUUGCCCAAUCCCCCAGUUUUCAGGGAAUCCUCCUAUGACAUGGAAGUGGGUAGUAGGUCCCAUGUUUUUGUACCUGUGUGAGAGGCUGGUGCGGUUUUGGAGGUCACAGCAGAAGGUUGUUAUCACAAAGGUGGUCAUUCAUCCCUUCAAGACAAUUGAGCUCCAGAUGAUGAAGAAGGGCUUCAAGAUGGAGGUCGGGCAAUACAUUUUUGUCAAAUGUCCAGCAGUGUCUAAACUGGAAUGGCAUCCAUUUACAUUAACGUCUGCUCCAGAAGAGGAUUACUUCAGCAUUCACGUUCGUAUUGUAGGGGACUGGACAGAGGGCUUGUUCAACGCCUGUGGAUGUGAUAAGCAAGAAUUCCAGGAGGCAUGGAAGUUGCCCAAGAUAGCUGUGGAUGGCCCCUUUGGAACAGCGAGUGAGGAUGUAUUCAGUUACGAAACUGUUAUGCUUGUUGGAGCUGGAAUAGGGGUCACCCCCUUUGCAUCUGUACUUAAGUCUGUCUGGUAUAAAUACUGCCAUGAUGCAACCAACCUAAAACUCAAAAAGAUCUAUUUUUACUGGCUUUGCAGGGACACUCAUGCCUUUGAAUGGUUUGCUGACCUCUUGCAAUCUCUGGAGGCUCAAAUGCAGGAGAGGAAUAACGCAGAUUUUCUCAGCUAUAACAUCUACCUUACAGGCUGGGAUGAAUCUCAGGCCACUCAUUUUGCAGUGCAUCAUGAAGAAGAGAAAGAUGUGAUUACAGGCCUUAAACAGAAAACCUUGUAUGGAAGACCUAACUGGGAAAACGAGUUCAAAACUAUUGCGGGGAAUCAUCCUGGCUCCAGAAUAGGUGUUUUUCUCUGUGGACCUGAAGGCCUAGCUGACACACUCAACAAGCAGAGCAUCAGCAACUCAGAAGCUGACCCACGAGGAGUACACUUCAUUUUUAACAAGGAAAAUUUCUAACUCCCAAGCACAUGGGAGUCAUUCAAUACGAAGUGUAAAGACUGGAUCUCUCUUUCUAUUUGGAGCCUGGGAAGGACAGCCCAGCUUCUAAUCUCAGCUACACUAACGCAAAUCCCUUUGCUUCUUGGGAAUUAUUUUGGCGUUGUGGUAGAGUAAAAUAGUCAAGUUUUACCUUAGGGAAUUUUGCACUGCCCUCCGCGUGCUGGCAAUUCAGCAGAAAUCUAUU